AUGACAGAAAAGCCCCAGCCAGUGUCGACGCAGCUCGCGACUCCUAGUCAGACCCUCUUCGCUCCCCCGAGUGUACCAGUCUCAACCCACGAUGUUCCACGAAAGGUCGAGACAGUAGAGGAAGAAGAGCCCUACACUAUCAAGUGUAUUUGUCACUUCUCUGAUGAUGACGGAAACACGAUUUACUGCGAGACAUGCGAUACCUGGCAGCACAUUGAGUGCUUCUACCCCAAUAGCCGCGAGGAGGCUCUCCGUGAGGACUUUGCCCAUUCGUGUGCUGACUGCAAACCACGCCCUUUGGAUCGGCAAAAGGCUAUCGAGCGAACCCGUCGACUGAAGAAUGGCGGUGCUUCGGGAGAAACGCCAGACAAGAAGACCAAACGGCUUCCUACCAAAAGCCACAAGAAAAAACCGAAGCCCAACGAAUUGCAAUUGAACGGCCACCCAGGGGGCCAAGAAAAUGCAAAGCACGGAAGUCCGAGCGACCAUCCUCCUCCCCCAGCCAAAAAAACGAAAUCAUCCCAUCGACCUUCACACUCGAUAAGUUCGCAGAGUGCGAAGCGGAGCCCUUCGUACGGAAACGGACGUGCCCAAACCAACGGCCAUCCUCCCAGUCCAGCUACCACGCCCCCAGAUCUUCCGAGUGAUUUUCAAAUACACAACUACUCCGACGGGUUUUUGAACCUCACCAAGAAGGAGGUCGACGCCCCAGAGGUUGAAACAAAUUCCUUUGCUAGCCUCAACAUCUCCAACACCAUGUCCAUCUGGCUCCGCGAGCCCGAACGAAUGAGACAAGAAACUGGCGAAGAAUUCAACGACGUCUUCGCCAAACUUCCUGCCGAUAUCGAGUCACGGAAACGUCCGCUACAAGUUGAGAGCAAGAAGCUCUCACUUGGACCCGACACGGUUCUGCCUUGGCAAUAUCUGGCAACUCCCGCGGCUAUCGAAAAAGACGUGCCUUUGAUUGAGCUCAACGGCCAAAUAGGAUUUCAGAAGGACUACUGCGCGGAGCCAGCCAACCUUUGGGAGGAGUUGUCCUCCCCUCUGCCAUUUGUAUUUUUCCACCCGAUGCUUCCGCUUUACAUCGACACCAGGCGAGAGGGAUCGAAGGCCCGGUUUGUCCGCAGAAGUUGCAAGCCAAACGCUGUCUUGGACACGUACCUGAACGGUCAAUCGGAAUACCACUUUUGGCUCGUGAGCGAUCGCUAUAUCGCAGCGAAUGAGCAAAUCACCUUGCCGUGGGACUUCAGACUUCCGAAGAAGGAAAAAGCACGCAUUCUCCAUCUCCUUGGACUGGGCGACGACGACACCCGCGCGAGCGACGAACCUGAUAUGAACGACGUCGAGUACCAGCGGAUUUCCGGUUGGGUCUAUCGAAUUCUCUCGGAAUACGGUGGAUGUGCGUGCGACUUGGGUGCCAACUGUGCUUUCGCCCGUUUCCACCGCCAUUACCACGCAAAGAUGCAGUCUCGACCCAUUGCCCCAAAGAAGAAGAGGAAGGCCAAGACACAUACUAUCUCCCCAACAAGUACUGGUCAGGCUACAAAUAGCCGAGCGGCUAGUGAAGGUCAUCAAGACGACCCCGAGGCUGAUGGCAAGUCGGUUUCCGAACGCAGCAAACCUCCCAGCCGAGAUCGUACCCCCGCACGCCAGGGCUCACUGGAUCGACCGGGCAUACUCACCGAGCCUACAGACAGGGACAAGAGGAAGGUCCAGAUGGUAGAAGAUUCAUUCCGCCGACUGGAGCAACAACCGCCCCGCAAGAAGAAGCGUACUUCUGAUGGAACCGGAUCGACCAAGUCGAAGCAGAAGUCCACGACCAGCAAUGCCUCGACGGGCACGGGCAACUACGUGGACGCUGGCACUUCACGCAGCAAGUCAAAUUCACCUGUCAAUGGGGCGUCCCCUCCGGGGCAAAACCCCUUCAAGGCACCUGCAUCCCGAAACGGGUCCAUCGCGACACAGUCGGGACGUGAGUCUUCGGCGCCUCGUCCAGUCUACUGCGACGCUGGCGUUCAAACCGAUCCCGUGGAAGGAGAGUGGUACAGUGAACCAGCUCUGACGCCGAAGCCUCGCCGCCGAAUCAUUUCUCUCUCUCAACGAUUGCUGAACAACAGGCAUCGUUUGCGGUGCGAUGAAGCCGAGAGACGGAAAUCACUCCCGACACCCUCGGUUCCAGAGCCUUCGACGACACCAAUGGACAUCGAUUCUACGGCGGACCAGAAAGCAACAUCAGUCAGCUCACCCACACCAUCGAAGGAUACCAAUGAGCAAGGGCCCAACAGUUCUCCCCUGGCCCCAUCGACCAGUGACAUUCCCAUGACUGAUGCGCCAACAAGCUCGCCAUCUGCAGCAAAGUCACCAGUCCAAGCCGAGCCAUCUGCUGAUGUCCAAGUCAAUGGAGCCAGUAGCCCACUGAAAACCAAGUCGCCUGAGCUCAGGGUACAAAUGCCACCAGUUCCGGCGUUCAACGGACCCACAACAGGACCAGCGAGCGCGACAACGCCCUCUUCGGCCAGCACCACGGUGCAGUCGCCUUUCUCCACGGGCACCCUUCCCAGCCCAUUUGCACCGUCAGUUGUCAACGGCGUCGCGGCACACCCGAGCCCAGUCAAGAAGAAGCUGAGCCUGAGCGAUUACACCAAGAGUCGAAUGAACAAGAAGCCAGCUGGCGGACUGAAGACGUCGCUAACGGGAACCGAAGAGUCCAAGCCAAAUCUGGACUCCAUUGUUGGUUCGCCAGCGACGGAGAAGAGCGCUGAGACCCUGCCACCUAUUCAGGGCAAGGCGGUCAACUCUAUUCCGGCAGUGGCGGCAGCGAACAAUUCCUUGUAA
Messenger RNA from Colletotrichum siamense, 2835 nucleotides. RefSeq names its product Inactive histone-lysine N-methyltransferase 2E (gene KMT2E). NCBI's taxonomy places the organism in Eukaryota, Fungi, Ascomycota, Sordariomycetes, Glomerellales, Glomerellaceae. Gene Ontology annotation, molecular function: protein binding. Bases 1 to 2835 code for a protein of 944 amino acids. The transcript has a single exon. The record is from RefSeq and is a predicted model, not a curated record.